AUGGAUGCUUCAGAUGGCUAUCGACGGCUCGAAAAGGAGUUUGAUUGGUGGCUCAUUGUCGCUGCCUUCUUUGUCUCGUUCCUCGGCACCUUUACGUCGACCCAGCUCAUGAUCCAAGCGCAGCUAUCGUCGAACUUCCUCACCGUCCUCACAUGGAUCGCCAUUAUCAGUCUGACGUUCGGUUUCUGCGCUUCAUGGAGUCUGCAUUUUGUGGGCAUGCUGUCUUGCAAGCUAGACUUGCCCAUUGGGUUGGAUAUCGGCGCUACCGUCCUCAGCGCGGUUCUUGCUGUCACAUUCACCUUCGCCGCACUUGGAGCCGAACUGCUAUGGAAGCGCUACAAGGCCGACAAGCGGCGAAAUGCCGCCAACCAGCGCAAAUUACAUCCCAUCGUGACGGACGGGGUGAAUCUACCAGAUGGGGACUCUUCGAUGCCCCUUUUAGGGGACGACUCAACCAACAGUCGUAUAAGCGGGGAAGGGGAUAUUGAAAUCGGCCGCAUCGAUGCCCUUCCACAGCGAGCUGAGGCGUUACCGACAGUCAUUUCCUCGGGCAUAUCAAACCUUCCUCGUCGUGCCUCAGAUCCCUCACUUUCGGUGGAUAAUUCGUCAAGCGAACCCCGAGGCGCCGGAUCACAGUCCGAGUUGAGAAUCGGAUCAAGUCAGCUGGACCUCAAAAGUAUGGCCGACCACGGGGCUGCCCCAACACAGAACGCUUUCGUCGCGACAUAUUACGGCAUCUUGAGUGGCAUGUCCUGGAAAGCUGUAGUGAUGGGCCUUGUCUGGUCACUUUCACUGACGUGCAUGCAUUACGGAGGCUUGAUGGCCAUGAACAUCCCGGAAGGCCGACUAACCUUCAACCCGGCACUGGUUAUCGCUUCCGCUAUCAUUUCUUGGGUAGUAUGUAUCGCGGGAUACAUCUACAUGACCACCAUCGAACCCCAUCUCAGUCAACAGGUGUUAUUCUCCGCGAUUGCUGCUUCGGGCAUAGCUGCCAUGCAUUUCACAGGAUUACGAGCAACCACUUUCUGGUCCCGGCUUCCGGCUGCUCAAGUCGGAGGAUAUCCUCUACAGCUUCCAAUUGCUGUCUGCACCGUCGCUAUCCUGACUUGCACUCUGGCUAAUGGUCUGCUCGCGCAUAAUGCAACCGUCUCGCGCAACAAACUUGCAGAAAUCGUUUUGACACGGCGAAAGCUAUGGCGGGCGCUGGCGCAAAAGGAGAACGCCGAGUUAGCGGCAGCGGCGAGGAGUAAUUUCAUCGCGUCCGCUUCUCACGAGAUUCGGACGCCUCUUCAUCAUCUGCAAGGCUACAGCGAUCUGUUAUCGAAAGCCAAUCUGAGUGACGAUGCGCGUCAGCUUGUGAUGUCGAUUCAGAAUGCAACCAAAACACUAUCUCUCAUCACAAACAACGUCCUGGACUGGUCGAAACUCGAGAGCGACCGAGAUGCGUCCUGCCGCUUGGCCCCGUCAGAUAUGCGAUCAGUUUUCGAGUCCAUCCUCGUCCUUUUACCGCAUCAAGACGAACAAAAUGAUGUCGAGGUCCUGGCUGUAGUGGAACCGAGUGUUCCGGAGUCCCUCCUGCUCGACGAGGCGUAUAUUCAGCGGAUUUUAGUGAACCUGCUUUCGAACGCUCUCAAGUUCACCAGCAACGGAUUCGUUAUGCUGAGCUUGGAGAUGGAGGACGGUGACCUGAUCGCUAAAGUACGGGACUCGGGUGCCGGCAUUCCAUCGUCGUUUGUUCCCCGGCUCUUCGAACCAUUUACGCAGGCGAAGACUCGGGGAACACAGAGAGGGACCGGUCUUGGUCUCAGCAUCGUCAGGCAACUCUUGAAAAAGAUGCAAGGCGAUAUCUCCGUGGAGAGCCGGCACGUGGACGAUGGAUUCAGUCCUAACGAAACAGGGACCACUUUCACGAUCCGGAUACCAGUGCAGAUGUCACCAGCACCCCAGCCUGCGUCACGACACAACAUGGAGCCGAGCACCGUCGCGCUGUUUUCUCCACCUCCGCGCUUAUUGGAGGGACUGAAGAUAGCGUGGCAGCUUUUCGGCUACGAAACAGUUGUCGUUCACCACUACUCCGAGUUGGCGAAUUACCAAAUCAAAUAUGCAUGGGCCGACUUUCGAUACCUGUCAGAGAAUACCGAAUGUUUACGGCACUUGCUGAGCCAAGAGCACCUCACAACGUUCGUGCCGUUUGAGCACCAGGAGUCGCUGCAGCAGCUUCCUGGCGUACUCUCGGCGCCACAUUUUGUUCCGCUUCCAAAGCCUCUAAUAUGGCAUACCUUCUACAAGCGUAUUGCUAUAGCUUCUCAAGCCGCCGCUGCUAUUAAGAACCCCCCACCGGUGGAGGCCAACCCCAAGAUUGAAGUAAGGAACGGUUGGCAGAAACUGCGUCCCGAAGAGGAGAGCGUUACACCUGGGACCGUCAACAUCCUCCUGGUUGAAGAUAAUGCGGUCAACCAAAAGCUAUGUAUCAAGAUGCUCUCCUCUCUGGGAUACUCAGUUUUGCUCGCCAACGACGGCGAUCAGGCCAUCGAACAGGUCAUGAAACAUGACGCAAUCAUCGACUUGAUCCUCAUGGAUCACUCAAUGCCCGUGAAAGACGGCGUAUCUGCGACACAGGAGAUUCGCCUUCUGGAAAACAGCGGCAAACUAUCUAAGCGGCAUCCGAUCAUUGCCUUGACGGCGGUGGUGAGCACAGAAUCAAGAGCCCAGUUCAAGAGUGCUGGAGCCGACGAUUUCCUUGCGAAGCCGUUAUCAUUCGCAAAGCUAGAGCAGACUCUAGCCACAUUCCUAAGGAUCGAGUAA
Canariomyces notabilis is the source of this 2805-nucleotide messenger RNA. RefSeq lists its product as uncharacterized. Gene Ontology annotation, biological process: phosphorelay signal transduction system; protein autophosphorylation. Gene Ontology annotation, cellular component: plasma membrane. Lineage: Eukaryota; Fungi; Ascomycota; Sordariomycetes; Sordariales; Chaetomiaceae. The transcript has 5 exons. The record is from RefSeq and is a predicted model, not a curated record. Gene Ontology annotation, molecular function: histidine phosphotransfer kinase activity; phosphorelay sensor kinase activity. The coding region runs from base 1 to 2805 and encodes 934 amino acids.